This is a messenger RNA of Lepus europaeus (European hare), 4250 nucleotides long. It is a transcript of the gene ZNF12, whose product is annotated as zinc finger protein 12. The record is from RefSeq and is a predicted model, not a curated record. Bases 112 to 2196 code for a protein of 694 amino acids. Gene Ontology annotation, cellular component: nucleus. Gene Ontology annotation, biological process: regulation of DNA-templated transcription. The transcript has 5 exons. NCBI's taxonomy places the organism in Eukaryota, Metazoa, Chordata, Mammalia, Lagomorpha, Leporidae.
UCUCGCUUCCGGUCCGUUCCUGGGUCACCGCUCGCCCUAGUUCCCAGGCUUUGGCCUCCGAUCGGCCCGCCCUGUCUCAGCCCUGCACGGUUUCCCGGGAAGCAACAGAAAAUGAGCAGAUCCCUGGGGCCGGUGUCGUUCAAGGACGUGGCCGUGGGCUUCACACAGGAGGAGUGGCGGCAGCUGGAGCCGGCGCAGAGGCGGACGUACCGGGAGGUGAUGCUGGAGAACUACAGCCACCUCGUGGCCGUGGGGUAUCACUUCAUCAAACCGGAUGUUAUCACCAAGUUGGAGCGAGGAGAAGAGCCAUGGAUAGGAGAGUUCCUGCCGCAGGGCUGUGCAGAUAAAAUCUGGCAGGCUGCUGAUCUGACAGAGAGAGUCCAGGAAGGCGAAGACAAAUGUUCAAGGCCAAGUGUGUUCACCAGCAGCGGAGCCCUGGCUGGAGACGGGGGUCAUGUUCCUGGUAAGACUGCCCAUGUGGAAGUGAAGCCUGCUUCUUCGCGAAGUGUGGCCUCCGACUGUGACGCGUGUGACAGGAGUUUAACAUGCCUCUCAGAAUUUAUCAGUAGUGAUGGCAGCUAUGCAAGAAUGAAGCCUGAUGAAUGUAGUAGGUGUGGGAAAUCAGUCCUCCGUAUUAAGCAAGAGAGAACUCAGUCAGGAGGUGAAUCCUAUGAGUUUAACCAGAAUGGGGAAGGCUGUACUCUAAAUGAAGAAAAUAUUUACCAGAAAGUUCGUGUUUUGGAGAAACCCUUUGAAUACACGGAAAGCCAGAAAGCCUUCCAGAGGGAUCCAGCGUUUGUUAAUCACGUGGGAGAGAAGUCCUACAGCUGGAGUGAGCCUGAAAUGGCCUUCCUCCAAAUGUCAGACCUCAGCGUGCAUCAGAGCUCUCACCUGGAAAUGAAGCCCUAUGAAUGCCGUGAGUGCGGGAAAUCCUUCUGUAAAAAGUCGAAAUUUGUUAUCCAUCAGAGGACUCACACAGGAGAGAAACCUUACAAGUGUAACCAGUGUGGGAAGUCCUUCUGCCAGAAGGGAACCCUGACUGUACACCAGAGAACACAUACGGGGGAGAAGCCUUACGAAUGCAACGAAUGCGGGAAGAACUUCUACCAGAAGCUGCACCUCAUUCAGCACCUGAGAACUCACUCAGGGGAGAAGCCCUACGAGUGCAGCUACUGUGGAAAGGCCUUCUGCCAGAAGACGCACCUCACCCAGCACCAGAGGACGCAUUCAGGAGAGAGGCCCUAUGUGUGUCACGACUGCGGGAAAACCUUCUCCCAGAAGUCAGCGCUGAAUGACCACCAGAAAAUCCACACAGGCGUGAAACUCUACAAGUGCAGCGAGUGUGGGAAAUGCUUCUGCCGCAAGUCCACCCUCACGACUCACCUGAGGACACACACGGGAGAGAAGCCCUAUGAGUGCAAUGAGUGUGGGAAAUUCUUCUCUCGCUUGUCCUAUCUCACUGUGCACUACAGAACCCAUUCAGGAGAGAAACCCUACGAAUGUAAUGACUGUGGGAAAACCUUCUACCUGAACUCAGCCCUCAUGAGACAUCAGAGAGUACACACCGGAGAGAAGCCCUAUGAAUGCAAUGAGUGUGGGAAGUUAUUCUCCCAGCUCUCAUACCUCACCAUUCAUCACAGAACUCACUCAGGAGUGAAACCCUACGAAUGCAGUGAAUGUGGGAAAACCUUCUACCAGAACUCAGCCCUCUGUAGACAUCGGCGAAUACACAGAGGAGAGAAGCCCUACGAGUGUUACAUAUGUGGGAAAUUCUUCUCCCAGAUGUCAUACCUCACCAUUCAUCACAGAAUUCAUUCAGGAGAGAAGCCCUAUGAAUGUAGCGAAUGUGGAAAAACCUUCUGCCAGAAUUCAGCGCUCAACAGACACCAGAGAACACAUACGGGAGAAAAGGCCUACGAAUGUUACGAGUGUGGGAAGUGCUUCUCUCAGAUGUCUUAUCUCACUAUCCACCAUCGAAUUCAUUCAGGAGAGAAACCUUUUGAAUGUAACGAGUGUGGGAAAGCCUUCUCACGGAUGUCAUACCUCACUGUACAUUACAGAACUCAUUCAGGAGAAAAACCCUAUGAAUGUACUGAAUGUGGGAAAAAAUUCUACCACAAAUCAGCAUUCAACAGCCAUCAGAGAAUUCACAGAAGAGCGAAUGUGAACGUGAUUGAUGUGGCAAGGCUUCUCUGAUGUCAGACCUCAUUUUACGUCAGAGAACCCUUUCCCUGAGAUGAGUAAAACUGCUGCCUGAAGAGAAACAGCAUUGUGCAGUCCACUCUCCAGGCCUGUGGGUUCCCCACCCAUGAAUGCAACCAACCAAAAAUAGAAGGCACAGACUUCCAUUUGUACUGGGCACAUAAAGAUGUUUUCCUUGUCAUUUUUCCCUGAGCAGUAUAGUAUAAAAGCUAUUCCCAUAGCAUUUACAUUGUAUCAGAUACUGUGAGUGAGAGAUAAUUUAAAUAUACGGGAGGAUUCUGCAACUUACAUGCUGUUAUCAGCCAAGGGACUUGAGGUCUGCAGGUCUGCAUUCCACAAGGGAUCAUGGAGCCAAUCCCCACGGAUGCCAAGUGGUGAUGCACGUGGACAGCUCACCCAGAUGUCUCCCCUGUAAGCCCACAGGGUGGGGACUGCCUGACUCAUGAGACACUAGGUUAUUAUUUAGAAAUAUUUUGAAUGCAUAUCCAUUUCACCUUAGGUUUAAAUUUCUUUCCAUACCAGGGAAUUCAUAACAACAGGAAAUCUUUCAGUUUAACUUUCACAUAGUCUUUUUGGAAACUGUUAAUAGCUAAGAGACAUGUUUCUGAUAUAGCAAAUGUUUUAUAAAAACAGCUGAAAAACAAAUAGGAUACCCGCUGUGAAUACAUAUACUCUUGGUGUAAAUAGAAGCCGUAAAGUGAUCAGGAGCGCCGAUCCAGUUAGAGCAUUAGGAUCGCAGGUAAACAGUUCACAAGGGCAUUUCUGUUUGUCUCUUAGUGUCUUACAGGAAUUUAGGUUCAGUUUGAAUCAUGUUUGAGAAAGCACUGUAUCCUUACUGCUUUGUAAUACACAUGGUAAGAUCCAUUCCAAACAGCACCACCAUGUUAAUAUCUCACUAGGCAUUGUCACUGAAGCCGCACUUGUUAGGUAUAAAGUACGCUUUCCCUUGUACUCUUUCCUGGCGUUUAUCAAUGCACCUGAUCAUUGUUAGCAGAGUACAGCAUCCAUAAAGAAGCCAGUGUUUCUUAUAACGUUUUCAACUGUGUAUGAGUCAGCAAAAGGGGUAGAAAUCUGUGUGUAAAAUAGGUAGAAAACUGCACAGAUACUUCUGAGUUGAGCAGAAGUCUCCUGGGGUGAGAAUUCACUCUGUACAACUAAACAAAAGUACUUACAAGAUUUCCAUCAUUGCUCCCUUACUGUGUUGUGUUUUAAUGCUUACACGCAGAGCACAGGUGCUGUGAAAUAGUUGGAUUGUAUUUCUGUUUGACAUGUGGUGUUUGCAGACAUUCCGCUCUGCUGCUUUCCGUGACCAAAUGAAUUGAGAACAUGCUACUGAGGCUUUGGGGUGGCCACUGAGGAGCGACUCCCCCAGUUCCUCCACCUUACUCCUUGCUGGCAGAGUUGGUGAGCCCUCCCCCUUCACAGGUGUGGUUAGUUUCCAUUGGUAACAACAAGCCUGAUUGCCAGCACUUGGUUUAGCCUGGUCCUAGGGCCCAGUUCUAGACUCAGAAAUAAAGGAGAUACUGGACAGGUUAUUUCCAAGGACCACGGAGGAAGUGGAGUCUUGCGGGAGCGUCGCUCAUCUGGACGAGGGAUCUGGUCAUGUCCUUCAUCAGUGGAUUCUCAUUCAGUCAUGGCCUGACAGAAGGACUGCAGGAACCUAGGACCUGAGUGUCAUCUAGACACCAGCCAGCCCGUGGCUGGUCCGCCCCGGCCUGCUGCUUUGGUGAGAGACAAAGCUUCUUUUGGACCCAGGUUGAUAUAGGAUGCUUUGUUACUAAUCACUGAAGACAUCAACUGGUGCAGUUAUGCUUUUGUAGGAGUUACGCAUUUCAGAAGUGGAUUCUAGAGAAGUCAUUUAUUUUGAAGUGUCAAUACAGAGAUUUAUCUUAUUUUCUGUAAAUUUUUAUGUAAACUGAGCAUUAGAAAUCAACUUAAAUGUGUGCACUUCCUCUGUCAUCACUGACCUGUGAAAUAACCUUCGAACCUGACAUAAGGUGUACCUCCCUUUUCUAAUACAUGCAAUAAAUUUUGAGGUAAUUUAUAUU